Molecule: messenger RNA, 1755 nt
Organism: Alligator sinensis (Chinese alligator)
Lineage: Eukaryota; Metazoa; Chordata; Crocodylia; Alligatoridae
Exons: 3
Coding region: 1-1299 (432 amino acids)
Molecular function (GO): protein dimerization activity
Source: RefSeq, a predicted model, not a curated record
AUGCGCGGCAGCCGGCAGCCAGUCAGGCAGCCCCACGCCAGGGCUGAGGGGACGGCGCGGGGCGCCAUCUCGGGCGCGGCUGGAGGCGCGGCGGGGAGCGACAAGAAGUCCAAGAAGGCGAAGCACAUCUCGGCGCAGGACCGCGUGCGGCAGUUCCCCGCGGGCACGCUGCACGCCUCCACCGCGGUGGCCCAAGCCGUGGUGAAGGCAGUCAUCGCCCACGGCGUGGACUUCAACAGGGUGUCGGCGUUCCUGUCGAGCCACGCCGUGUACAUGUGCCGAGCCUUCUCUGACGUGCUGCGCGGGAUGAUGCCUGGCGCGGUGCAUGUCACUUGCAACACACACAUCCUCUCUUUGGUCAGCGACAUCUGGCGCAUGCAUUUCCCAGAUGUAGACACCCUGGUUUCCUCCCUGAAAAAAGCCUUCAAGCACUGUCCGGGCCGCAAGCUUCGGUACGGGGAGUUUGUGGCCAAUCAGAGCGGGGAGCCGCAGGCAGCAGUGCCGCUCACAGUCGAGCCAGCUCCUAUGAAGUGUAACUCGUGGUUUGAUGCGGUUUGUUACCAUGCCAAGAACAUUCAGCACUACCAGCAAUUUGUGAGACAGGAGCUGGAAAUCACGCCUGGCACGCAGUACAUGCUGAAGCUGCAUGAGCUUCUAAAGCAGGGCGACAUUGGUGACCAAGUUAAGUUCGUGGCUGAAAAUGUGACCCCGUUCGGGGAGCUGCUCACGUGGUUUGAAGGGCGACAGGUUUUGAAUCACAACAUGCACAACAAACUGAUGGAUUUGAUAAGCUGGGUGGAAGACAUGGCCUCACAGCAGCUUUCAGACUGUCCCACAGAAAACCAGCGCAGGCAGGACGUGUUCCAGGCCAUCGCUGCCAAGCUGAAACAGUUUUACAAGUAUGAUCCGUCGCUGCCGCCUCGGUUUAAACAACCGGCCGCUGCCUUUUUUAGUGCUGUUCGCAUUUUUGACCCGAAUCAGGUGCCUUUUCUGACUGUUAACCCUCAGCUAAUUAAAUCAAUUCCUGGGUGGCAGAGAGAGCACAGCAACGAACGUGCUGCGUACAUGAAUUUCAUCAAAGAGUGCCAGAUGCCUUUGAACGUAACUGAGUUUUGGGACUCUGUUUCUGAUCGGUUUCCACAUCUCUACAGCUUGGCAAAACGCUGCCUUACGAUUCCAACCAGCUCAGUGAACGCAGAACGUGCGGCCUCCACAUAUGGACAAGUGGUCACGCCGCCCAGACAGAGGGCAUCGGCUGCAACUGCUGGCAGAUGCUGCAUGCUAGCGUUUGACAACUAAGAUGGAUUGUUUCUAUUCAGAACACGUGAGGAAACAAGGUACCCGGAGCAAGACAAACAGGAAAGACAUCAAACAGGCAAAGGCAAGGGUGAAGGAAGGCAUUCAGAGCUGGAUGGAAUUCAUGGACAACCACUAGCCAUAGCCAAAGCUGGAGAGACGCAGGCUCGUGACAGGAGGGGUCUGCCAGAGCCUGGAAGAAAGUCCAUGACGUUUUCAGAGACCAAAACAGGUCACUUUACUGGCAACCCAAAAUGCAUGGGAAGCCAGAAGAAAGACCUGCUUGAGGUAUAGCUGUGUGAAAGGGAGCAGAAGGUUUGUCACAGGCAAAGAGGAAUAAGCAUGGAACAGUGUCUUAGCAGAGGUGGCCAUUGAAGCUGAGAAGCUCAGAGUCAGCCUGACCUCAAUAUUAUUGGAGCAGAGAGAAAGUAUACUGUCUGAAGGGGGGUGGAUUUUAGU